Molecule: messenger RNA, 1221 nt
Organism: Melospiza georgiana
Lineage: Eukaryota; Metazoa; Chordata; Aves; Passeriformes; Passerellidae
Gene: FBXO5
Product: F-box protein 5
Exons: 4
Coding region: 1-1221 (406 amino acids)
Biological process (GO): regulation of mitotic nuclear division; negative regulation of meiotic nuclear division
Cellular component (GO): nucleus
Molecular function (GO): zinc ion binding; protein binding
Source: RefSeq, a predicted model, not a curated record
AUGAAAUCGAACCUUAACCGCUCUUGCAAAAUGAAACGUGAUUUUGAUUCUCUUCAUGCUGGGUUUGCACCAUUGAAAUGUGCUGUGGAGAAAACAAAACUGGAAAAAUCCUGCCCCUUGAAUUAUGAGGAAGGCUUUUGUAAAAGCUGUGCAGAAGAACAUCAGAAAAUACUCCUUAGUGACUCAUACCAUGCAGCCACCAGAAAUCUAGAUAUUGAAGAUGGAGAAAGACCCAUACAUAACAAAGAAAACAACCAAGUAACCCAGAGACUUGAUGAAGGUAUCUGUGAAAUGGAGGCAAUGGAAAGCAGUAAACUUAAUGAGGACAGUGGUUAUUCCUCUAUGUUAAGCACUCACUAUGCUGAUGCAAUAGAACCUGAGGAUAGUUUACCUUUGGCUGGGAACCUCUGUGGUACACCAAAGCAUUGUCUCAUGAAGAACCAAAAACAAGAACAGUUUUCAAAGAAGACACUGUUGCCAGUAGUCCAUUAUGAAGAAGUGGUUUGCUCAACUUUGAAAAAAAGUGGUAAAAGAAAUCUCAAGUCUUGGGCUGCUGUAGAUAGAAUUGUUUCUAUGGGAAAAUUUGAACUUUGUAACUUAAUUGGAAAGAAAAUGGGGCUGGAUAGAAUAGACAUUCUUGCUGAACUCUUCCAAAAGAACCUGAGGCAUAUAUUAGCAAACAUUUUAAGGCAUCUCAGCAAGAUGGAUUUAGUAAAUUUUGCCAAAGUCAGCACAACAUGGCAGAAGAUUCUACAAGAAGAAAAAGGGAUUUUCCAAAUCCAUAGCAGAGCUGUGAAAAACCUUUCUAAUGUCACUAAGGCACCAGAGCGUGAUGCAACGAGAGAGUACGUUCUCUACAGAGUGUGCUUAGCUUCCAUUCAGAAAGCAACCCCACCAAAACACUUGAACAAAAAAAGCACCAAAUCCAAAGCAUCUAGGAAUCACAGCAGGCUCACAGAGUUUUCUGAGGCUGCCAGGAACUUGAAGAACACAGAAAGCUUUAAAGCCUGCCAUCGCUGUGGCUCACCUGCCAAGUAUGACUCCUACCUCCAACGAGCAACGUGCAAUCGUGAGAGCUGUGGCUUUGACUUCUGCACCAAGUGCAUGUGCAGCUACCACAGCUCCAUUGACUGUGUCAGCAGCAAACCAGUGAAACACAGCUCCACACCAGGGCCGCUUCCUGGGACUAGGAAAAGCAAACAGAAUCUAAAGAGAUUGUGA